Exophiala dermatitidis NIH/UT8656 is the source of this 1712-nucleotide messenger RNA. RefSeq lists its product as uncharacterized. The record is from RefSeq and is a predicted model, not a curated record. NCBI's taxonomy places the organism in Eukaryota, Fungi, Ascomycota, Eurotiomycetes, Chaetothyriales, Herpotrichiellaceae. The transcript has a single exon. Gene Ontology annotation, molecular function: tRNA (cytidine-N3)-methyltransferase activity. The coding region runs from base 26 to 1150 and encodes 374 amino acids.
UAUUUAUCGGCCAUCAGUUUCAAAGAUGUUACAGGAAAACCUGCAACUUGGAUUCAGCCAUAGCAUAUCCAAAAUGGCACCAGAUAGAGGCCCUGUGGAGGAAAAUGCGCAAGCGUCAACCCUUCAAGCGCAAUAUGAAGGACUAUCCAUCAAAGAAGAAGCCGACAAGAGAGAAGUCUCCGUCUCAGACGCCGCCUCAACCACCCAAUCCGAACCUGUUCCUCCACACCUUUCCCAUGACCCUAGCACCAAUGCAAAGCGAACAGAUCCAUUUCAGUUUGGGCAGCGAUACCUCUCCGAAUCGGAUGAUGUCUUUGAGUAUAAUGCCUGGGAUCAUGUAACCCCAGAUCCAGAUCACUACGAGUACUGCGAAUCUCAGUACGCUGCGCAGCGAGCUGCACCAGUGUCCGAGUUCGAUCAGGCACGGUUCAACGAGCAUCCGGAAAAAUGGUGGGACCUCUUUUACAAACAGAAAACCAGCACGUUUUUCAAAGAUAGAAAAUGGUUAGUGCAAGAAUUCCCGGCACUGAAGGAAGUGACGGAGAAGGAUGCCGGUGAAAAGGUAAUAUUAGAGGUCGGCGCUGGUGCAGGCAACACGGCGUUCCCGAUCCUCAGGAUGAAUGAGAACCCGAAACUGAAACUACACGCCGUGGACUUUAGCAAAAAGGCCGUGGAGACCAUGAGAAGCGCCGAGGAGUACGAGGCUUCAAAUGGAAUCAUGCAGGCGGACGUCUGGGACGCUGCCGGGGAGCAUCUGCCUCCUGGUGUUGAGGAAGGGACCGUCGACAUCGUUAUCAUGAUAUUUAUCUUCUCCGCUCUUCAUCCCAGACAGUGGCAGCAAGCAGUCGUCAACGUCCGCCGUAUGCUCAAACCCGGUGGGCAAGUGCUAUUUCGAGACUACGGUAGAGGCGACCUUGCCCAAGUCCGGUUCAAGGCAGGAAGGUGGAUGCAAGAUAAUUUCUACGUCCGUGGCGACGGGACUAGAGUGUACUUCUUCGAGAAAGAAGAGCUCGAAGCGAUCUGGGGCGAUGGGUUCGACGUGUUGAACCUGGACGUGGAUCGGCGGUUAAUUGUCAAUCGACAACGACGGAUCAAAAUGUACCGAUGCUGGAUACAAGGUCGCUUUCAGAAGAAGGUUGAAGAGGCUUGAGAGGGUGUGGUUGUCAGGUUGCUGGCAAGACAAGGCUCCUAGAAUUCAACAGUGAACGAAUCGGAAAACGGGGCACAAGCAGCGUCAGCUCUGAAUGCUGUCCCCUUCAUGUUCCACAGCUCCUUGAAGUUGGACGAGAUAUCAUCUGCCACAGACCCAUGCAUUGUUGUGUAGGAUUGAGAGUGCUGGUUGUAACACCAAAGUUCUGUAACACGGAUGCUAUCCUGGCGGUAGAUGUCCUAAACAUCGACGGAUCUUCUGGUAAAGGCACAUGCGAGCAGCAUUCAACGUUGUUGAUGUCCUAACACUACCACUGGCAUGUUACAAUUGUACGGUGGCAAAUCCAGCGACCAGUUAGACAGCCAAUGGAAUCCGAUGCGUGUUGCAUGUGAAAAGAUGAUGGACGACCAAAGUCUGCCCAUCAGAUAUCACCAGCCGGAGAACGUUGUACUACUGCAGAGCCAGUGGUUGUGCUGCAGUGUCAGUGGUUGUACCGUACCUAGGUAUCUGCGUUCAUGGUUGGCGUGUAAGUUGUAAAGGGUGCUAUAGACGCCGAAUAAUC